This is a messenger RNA of Eublepharis macularius, 2464 nucleotides long. RefSeq names its product G protein-coupled receptor 27 (gene GPR27). The transcript has a single exon. Gene Ontology annotation, cellular component: plasma membrane. Lineage: Eukaryota; Metazoa; Chordata; Lepidosauria; Squamata; Eublepharidae. The record is from RefSeq and is a predicted model, not a curated record. Gene Ontology annotation, biological process: G protein-coupled receptor signaling pathway. Bases 572 to 1720 code for a protein of 382 amino acids. Gene Ontology annotation, molecular function: G protein-coupled receptor activity.
CAAUAGGAGGACGGGAGGGAGGUGGCAGCGGCUGACGGGCAACAAAAGGCGCGAUGCCGAAGGAGCGAGUCCCCGAGCGGGGCAGGGGGCUGCCGGGAGGCCCCUCUCGCCGCCCUUCUCCUGCACGGCGGCGGAGAGCCUGUUAAAGUUGGGCAGCAGCACCCCGCGGAAGCCGGAGCCUGGCGAGCGGAUCCGAGCUGCCGAGCGGGAGGAGGAAGAGACUGUGGCUCGGCUGCGCUGAGCGCAGCAUGCCAGAAUGGGGCUGCCGGCUGCUAGACGCACUGCCUGCACCUGAGCUUCUGGGCAGCGCACUCGGAGGCGAGGGGCAGAGAAAGCGGAGGGCCCUCCGGUUCCCCAGCGCGCGGCGAUGAGGUCGGGCUCGGCUGGGUGCUCCGGGGGUGGCGGCGGCGGCGGCAGCCUGUUUCCUAGGCGAAAGCAGCAUGCGGAGGAGCCAGGCAGGAAGCGGCGGUGACUGCUGAAGGAGACGCGGGAUCGCCGCCUCGGUCCCUCCCACCGCCCUUCCCGGAGUACGCGCGUUGGGGAGGAGGUGGCCCGUCGCCAGCCUCGCUAGAUGGCGAACACCAGCGAGCUGGGCAGUAGCAGCAGCCCCCACCUGCCCAGCCCCGGAGGCCUCCUCAGCGCCUCUGGCCUCAAGCUGACCACGUUGGGCUUGAUCCUGUGCGUCAGCCUGGCCGGCAACGUGCUCUUUGCUUGGCUCAUCCUCAAGGACCGCCACCUGCACCGGGCCCCCUACUACCUGCUCCUGGACCUCUGCUUGGCAGACGGGUUGCGCUCCUUGGCUUGCUUCCCUUUCGUCAUGCGCUCGGUGCACAGCGGAGCGGGCUCAUGGCCUCACGGGCUGCUCAGUUGCAAGGUGCUGGCAUUCCUGGCUGUGCUCUUCUGCUUCCAUGCCGCCUUCCUGCUCUUCUGUGUGGGCGUGACCCGCUACAUGGCCAUUGCGCAUCACCGCUUCUAUGCCAAGCGCAUGACAGGCUGGACCUGCCUGGCUGUGGUGUGCAUGGUGUGGACUCUCUCCAUGGCCAUGGCCUUCCCACCCGUCUUUGACGUCGGCACCUACAAGUUCAUCCAGGAGGAGGAGCAGUGCAUCUUUGAACACCGUUAUGUCAAGGCCAACGAUACCCUGGGCUUCAUGCUCAUGCUUGCCACGGUCAUUGCUGCCACCCAUCUGGUCUAUAUCAAGCUCCUGUUUUUCAUCCACAGCCAUCGCAAGAUGAAGCCUGCGCAGCUGGUGCCAGCCAUCAGCCAGAACUGGACUUUCCAUGGGCCCGGGGCCACUGGCCAGGCGGCUGCAAACUGGACAGCUGGCUUUGGUCGGGGUCCAACCCCUCCUACUCUGGUGGGCAUCAGACAGAAUGCCUCCCACAGCCAGAUCAAGAGGCUCUUGGUCCUGGAGGAGUUCAAAACGGAGAAGAGAAUUUGUAAGAUGUUCUACAUGAUCACGCUCCUCUUCCUACUGCUCUGGUCCCCUUACAUCGUGGCGUGUUACCUGCGUGUCUUCGUCAAGGCAAGCAGCAUCCCCCAAGUCUACCUGACCACCUCUGUCUGGAUGACCUUUGCUCAGGCAGGGGUCAACCCCAUUCUGUGCUUCAUUUUCAACAAAGAGCUCAGAGUCUGUUUCCGAGCUCACUUUUUCUGCUGCCAAAACAUGCAGGACACCCAAGGCACCAUUCUGUGCGAUCUGAAGAAUCUUGGGAUGUAGUUUUUAUUCAUUUCUUUUUUUAAGAGAGAGAGAAAUUUCUAUGCUUUUCUUUUGGUAUAUGCACUGGAAAGAUUGUGAUCUAAGAAAACACCACUUUGACUGUUAUAUGAUACCCUCGUUGCUGGGUUCUAAAAGGAUAAUGUUUAUGUACAUGUGGAUUUGGGGAGGGGGCUUAUAACACAGGACUCCAAAUUUCUUGGCGGCAUCUAACACAUGCAGAAAGUUAUUCUGAUACAGAUUCAAAGGCCAUACUUUUUUUUAAAACCCAACUGGUUUUGAUAAAGGCUAAACAAUUUUAUUCAUGUAAGAUUUGAUAAAGGCCAAAAUACAGUUUUAUACUAAAGUAUUAUUUUUUGAUGACCUCAAUAUUGUAUUACAGUUUUUAGACGGAAACCAAGAAGGAGAAACUAUACUGUGUUAAGUCAGUUCUUGAUGGGGGAGCAUUUGGGUUAAAUUGAUUUCAGUAUUUUAAGCAGUGACUUUUUAACUUUGCCUGAUAUGGAAACAUGAGAUGCAAUCCACCUAACCCACACCCUAAAGUGUACUCAAGGUAUUAGGUUAUUUCCUGUUGACCUAAAAAGGGUUAGGGUCACUUGCUCUGAUAUAGAUGUAAUUUUAAAUAUUCUUGUUGCACUGUUCUUUGAUAACAUUUCUGAAACAUUUGAAGAACAAAAUUGUCAAUUUUAAAAGUGAAAAAAUUACGUAAUAUCACCUUUAAAAAUAAAGGAUCGGGUUUCUAAAUUA